Dinoponera quadriceps is the source of this 5615-nucleotide messenger RNA. RefSeq names its product dopamine receptor 2 (gene Dop1R2). Gene Ontology annotation, biological process: adenylate cyclase-activating adrenergic receptor signaling pathway. Gene Ontology annotation, cellular component: membrane. The transcript has 4 exons. The record is from RefSeq and is a predicted model, not a curated record. The coding region runs from base 1089 to 2498 and encodes 469 amino acids. Lineage: Eukaryota; Metazoa; Arthropoda; Insecta; Hymenoptera; Formicidae. Gene Ontology annotation, molecular function: G protein-coupled receptor activity.
GCAGUCGACCGUCUAAAACCGCGAAACACGUCCCGGCGUUCUCGAGGAAGAGGUAGUACGCGAGGCCGCCCGCCGUCGUGUGAGCCCAGCCGCGUGUGCCUCGCCGUUUUCUUUCCCGUGGUGUGUAUGUGCGCGACCUCGGCGAGGAUCCGAGGCCGUCCUCGGCCGCGCGUCUCGGCUACCCUUCCUCCUCGAUCAUGUUCCUUACCGUUCGCUCACACCUGAUAUCGAGACCGGACGACAGCACGAGCAGCCGGAUCGCGUGCGAGAUCAACCGCGCCGUCGUUCGCCGCGCCGCGACGAGCCUCGUGACGGCGUGCAUCAAUCGUGCGAAUCGAUCGAACGCCGGCGAUCCGAGGAGCCCGUGACCUUGAGAGAGUCGAGCCUGUGCAAGCGAGAUAUGCCAGAUUAGGGGGCAAUUAGCGCGCGUUAUCCGCCGGUGGCGCGCUAAUGGGGCACGCGCGGUACCCGCGGUUUAUCUUCUCGACGGAGGCACGAACGAUCCGCUGCUGCUCACGUUGAUGCUGCUGCUGCUGCUGGUGCUGCGCGAAUUCGUGAUGUUCUCACACAGUGGGUGUCGGGAAAGAGCGGGUAAACUCUAGAGUCUCGCACGAAAAUACGGCCAUGAGCGGAAAGCCGACGAGUGAGCACCCGAGAGAGGGAGUAUUCGAACUUUCGACGUUAUCCCCCCGAUUAUGUCACCGUUUUCUCCGCGCGUUGCUUUAAAUAUCGCGGCCGGGAGGGGACGCGUUGUGCCAAACGCCAUUCCGUCGGACAGAUAAGCGCGACGAAUGUCGAGUAAGUUUAAUUGAGCUUCACGAGGAGAUACGGCCGAGGAGAGGAAGUCGCAGUGGGCGGUUUUCUUCGGGAAUCGCCGAGGAUACAUGCAGGGUCGCUUGACUCGGGGGGAGUCAAGAUGAAAAGGCGCACGAGGAGAACCGGCGAGCGAGCGAGCGAAUCCAAGCGUAGCCGCCUGAUCGGGAACCUCGGGAUCGUCGUCUCGGGCAAUCGCGCGUCGUCGGGGUGAGAUCGCGCGUCGGCAGACGGUGGAGCAGCGUCGGUAGUGGCACGGCUGCGCACGGCGAAACAUGAACGACAGCGAGAUCUAUUUACUGAGCUGGGAAGACGAGGUACACGCAGCAAACAACGACGAUCUCGGCAGGAGCUUCUACAACGCGAGCUACCCGCCGUUCAACGGCACCUACGAGGAUCUCUGGAAACUCGCGACGGAUCGCGCCGGUCUCGCGAUCGUUCUCCUGUUCUUCUCCGUCGCCACAGUGUUCGGCAACACGCUCGUGAUAUUGGCGGUGUUCCGCGAGCGAUACCUGCACACGGCGACGAAUUACUUCGUAACCUCGUUGGCCUUCGCCGACUGUCUGGUCGGCCUGGUGGUGAUGCCGUUCAGCGCGGUCUACGAGGUGCUGGAGAACCGUUGGCUCUUCACGACCGACUGGUGCGACGUGUGGCGCUCGUUGGACGUUCUCUUCUCCACCGCGUCGAUCCUGAAUCUGUGCGUGAUCAGCCUGGACCGCUACUGGGCGAUCACCGAUCCGUUCACGUACCCGACGCGGAUGAGCCGGAAGCGGGCGGCCAUCCUGAUCGCGAUCGUGUGGAUCUGCUCGAGCGCGAUCUCCUUCCCCGCGAUCGCCUGGUGGCGGGCGGUGCGGACCGAGCAGGUGCCCGAGGACAAGUGCCCCUUCACGGAGAACCUCGGCUACCUGAUCUUCUCGUCGACAAUCAGCUUCUACCUGCCGCUCUUCGUCAUGGUCUUCACGUAUUACCGGAUCUACCGUGCCGCCGUGAUACAAACGAGGAGCCUCAAGCUCGGCACGAAGCAGGUGAUGAUGGCCUCGGGCGAGCUCGAGCUCACCCUGAGGAUACACCGGGGCGGCGGCACCAACACCGACGCCCGGCACCUGUUUCGCACGACCUCGAGCACGCCCGAGGAGCUGCAGGACCUCGAGGAGCCGUUGACCGCCCUCCACAACAACGGUCUCACCCGAGUGCCCUCCGCGAGGAUCAACAACAAGCAGCACCUCGGCAAGAAUUUCUCCCUGUCGCGCAAGCUCGCGAAAUUCGCCAAGGAGAAGAAGGCGGCGAAGACCCUGGGCAUCGUCAUGGGUGUCUUCAUCAUCUGCUGGCUGCCCUUCUUCGUCGUGAAUCUGUGGUCCGGUUUCUGCACGAGGUGCAUCUGGCAGGAAGAGAUAGUAUCCGCGGCCGUCACAUGGCUCGGUUGGAUUAAUAGUGGAAUGAAUCCCGUGAUAUACGCCUGCUGGAGCAGGGACUUCCGUAGAGCUUUCGUCAGAAUUCUAUGCGUUUGUUGUCCCAGACGAAUGAGACGGCGGUAUCAACCGGCAUUCAGAUGUAAACCGAGUCAGUAUAUUUCCGGAAUGGGGACGGGUGGACAGGCGAGUAACGUGAGCUACAGCAGCGUCAGUCAGAGCAGCGACGGCGGUGCGUGCACGGCCGGAAGUGGGCCCCCUAGCGGAGGUAUCUGACGUCACACAUCGGCCCGAUCAGGGCCGCGUCGAGAGCGGGCGAUCCGAUUCCGUGACGCGUGAUUGUAAGUCGCGCCCGAGAGAGCGAGGGAGAAGAGGGGAGGCAGGUUUCUCUCGCGCGAGGAAUCGAGGGAGGAAUCGAGGAGAUCCCGCAAGACUCGACACAUCGAUCACCGCGUCCCCGGCGAAAUAAUGCCGGGGCGGAAUUCUCCGGGCUCGGGAGAGCUGCAUUCGGGAAGGUGUGGUCCCCGGGAUGAAUAAAACCGCCGAACCGGACGUCAAGUCGACGUAGGUCGCGCAACGCUCGCGAGAACGCUGUGUGAGCGACGUGGGCAGACGACGUGGGAAGGCGAGGAGCCCGGGAACAUGAGGAGAAAACCGCGGAAAAAACGAAGCACGUACUUAGCGUACAGCGCUCUCGAACGCUCCCCCGCGAGAUUAAGGUUGCUCGUGUCGAACGUAAUCGCGAUUAAUCGACGAGAGGGAGAGGGAGAGAGAAAGAGAGAGACGAGCGAGUGUGACCUGUGAGUGUAUCGUGCGACUUCCCGCAGGAAGGAUGGCUAGAAGGGAAGAGGGGAGGAAGAAGUGAAUGAAAACGAAUGGGGGGCGUUUGUAAAAAUCAACGUGAUAUAUAAAAUAACCGGCCGGCGAGUCGUGAGACGCGACGGACGUGAGAGACCGAGAAACCUCUAGGUGUUUCCUCCGUGUUAGAUCGUACAGGGAAGAAGAAGGCGUCGCCCCUUUCACACGUGGAAUUGUUGAAUUACACGCGACCCCGCCGCCCGUGGACUGGUUGCAUCGGUGUGAAUCAUCGCUACCUCUGAAUCGAUCCAAUCGUCUUGGAGGCGUUUGUAUACCAUAGAAUAGAAUUACGACGUAAGGAAGAGGAACAGCGAAUCGCCAGUCCGCGCGAUUAAUCAUCCAAUACUAUUCGGCGCGACUCGAGUUAAUUGUGCGAGACCAAGCUAGACGCCGCCCGUGACAAAUUAGAUAAACUCGACGGGGCCUCCUCGUUAGCGGGAAAAGGGGGGGGGGAGGUAACAUAGUGUCAAACGUGAAGUUGCACGAUCGGAUCUAUACAAAUCGAUUAUACAAAUUAAGAUCGCGUCUCCUCUAUCUAUCUCUAUUUCUCGCUCUUUUCGCGACAAAACGCGCGCGCGCGCGCAGGUAGUUUCGCGAAAGGGAACAGGUCGUAGAUAUGAAUGUAUACGGGAAGAGAUAUGGGACAGCCCUUAAAGAUGGGAAAAAAAGUCGGAGAAGUUCUGCUUUUGACUUACGACCGCUGUGCUUAACGCGAUCGUGCGAGAUUUUUCUGAAUGGAAGGGCUCCCGAGCCCUUUUCUUUCAAAGCCCUCACCUUAUUAAACUUUCGCGGCAGCGCGUAGCGCGAUGUAUACUGGUCUGUCCGCUUCUUAUUUUAAUCCCACUUCAUUAUACGUCAAUUAACGCGCCGCGCGACUCCCCCUCCGCUGAGAUCAAUAGGAGUAUCGAGCAUUCCCGUCGUUAAAUAGAAAUGCGUAACGUUUAUCUCCUGUUGUAACAAAAAAAAUAAACUAUCCCCCUCCCAAUCUCGGUGGUCUCAAGUAUUCGUGAGUACUCAUAAAAGUAAUUAACAAAUGGCGCGUGUGCCGGGAUUGCUUGCAAAAGUAAGCGAGAAGUGAUUUCUAACUUCAAAGUAACUUGAAACUUCCGCGCGUUUUCAAACUUGCCUCGACGCGCUGUGAUACUUCUGUCGAGAGGGAGGGAGGGGAGGGGAGGGAAGGAGGCGAUAUCCCGUGCAAAUUAAGAGGAGAGAUCGCCCUGUAAACUCGCGAAACGUUAUUUUAUCGUUGAAAACAACUGAUUCAAUAUCUAUCCGUACAAUGACGACCUCGGCCACCGAAAACUCUUUCAACCUCUGACUUUCUUUCCCGUCGUUAACACACUUUGCGACGCGUGACUUAUUCGCUCUUCGCGUGGAACGUUUCCCGUAGAUACGAAAUGUCUCCCGACGAUAUCCGUUCGAAGCCGUGCUCGUAUUCGCGCUAGCGCCUCGCGACUAUAGAUUAACGCAUCGCGCGACUAAUCGUUUUAACGAGAGAGCCGUUUAACGCCUUAUCGAGGAAUUUUACGCUCUAGCGAGAUCCAGUCUAGUUGAUGAAUAUUUUGUUAAAGUUUAUAUAUUACGAUCGCAAGCGACCAAUUGAGCGAUUUUAGGCGGAUGCGAGCGAUAUAUAUCGGCAAGGUCUCGGCGCAAGAAGCCAUUACCAUUCGCGUCGGAAGCGGACGGCAAAACAAGGACAAAUCGUCUCUUUCAUUAUCGCCCGGCGAGGCGAGCGUUCCGAUCGUGGUGGCAUAUAUACACGUAUAUGUUACACAUGGAACCGACAAUGUUAUUAUUUUAGACGUCGAUCGAAUUCUACCGUACUAAUAGUGUCUCGUCAAUUCGCUACACACGUGCAGCCAGUGAACGAAAAUGCGUGAGGUUAUAUUUAAAUUCGACAAAAGUAGCGAACGCCUAAAAGAAUUUUACUUCUUCGAUACCGAAAUGUCUUCCUCUCUUCCUCUUUCUCUCUUUCUCUUUCUCUCUCUCUCUCUCUUCUUACGUGCCACCUAUCGUCCUUAACCGAUUCAAUCCCACUUUGAACUUCUUUUCAUGCAAGAAUCGGCAUUUCGCAGCGAAGAACUAACCAAAUUCUAGCGGGAGGGUUUCAUGAAAUAUCGCGUGACACACACGACAGGUCGAAAUAUAUCUCCCAGGUAGAGUGGAAAAUGAAGAUGACGUGAAGAUGACGUGAAAAUGAUGAGGAAAUGAUAGUAAAAUGAGUUUUAUAAUCAUUUUCUCAUCAUCCUGACGUCAUCUUGAUGUCAUUGUGAUUUUUUGUUCUACCCGGGAUACAACGUAACGUAUGAACAUAAAAAGAGAAAUCAAUGACAAAGUUGAGUAGUCGCUCUGUCACUUUUUUCAAGAACACUAGAGAAUAAAACUUUUCCUCCUUGGCUGUAAAUACCGUCUAUAAAUAAAUACAGAAAUAUUCUAAUAAAUAGGAAGAAUGUUACUUUUUAAUGGAUAUAGUCUUGUAUGUACAGAGGUACAGAGUCUAUCUAGAUUCGCAAGACUGCACCUCCGAAAACUGUG